AUGAAGCGCAAGCGUGGAAAGAAGGGAAAUUCCAAAAGUACCCCUAAGGCGGGAAUAACAGAGGAUGAUUCCAACAUUGAUAAUCUAAGUGGUGAAGAUGAAUCUGGCCCAGAUGAUAAUCAAGAUACUGAGAAAGACGAGACAAGCUCAAGAAUGGAUAUUGAAACCCCAUCAUCAACAGGAACUGAUCAACCAGAAAAACCGCCAGCUGUCAGUUCAACUGGAGUAACUGAUAAACCAGUAGGGAGAUUAGUAUACAAUCGGGUCAAAGUCAAGAUCAAAUCUUCAAAAGCAUUAGAACCUCAAAUCACUUCCUCGGAUGCACAUACACACAGUGAUACAGAUAAAAGUAGCCAACAUAUUGGUCUUGAGAAACAAAUAAUUAGUGACAAAGUAGAAGACAGUGCCAACUCAGCACCCGAAAACAAUGUAGGUGCUUAUGUGAAUCAAGCCAAAAAAACUGGAAGCAUAAAAAUAAAAUCAUCAAAGGGUUUUAGCUCAAGUUUGAGUCAUUGUAAUACUUCUGGAGUUUCUCAAACAGAUAAAACACAUCAGAAAGAACCCGUGUUACUUUCUAGAGAUUCUGUGUACAAUAAGCAAGAACUAAAUGCUUCUCUUGAGGUGAUUAAAAAGAUUAUGAAAAUGGAUGCAGCAGAGCCUUUUAAUGCUCCAGUGAACCCUGUUGCUCUUGGAAUACCUGAUUAUUUUGAUGUGAUCAAAACACCAAUGGAUUUUGGCACCAUAUGCAGCAACCUUGAAAAAGGAUUGUAUAAUGAACAUGACCUGAAAGAUGGAAACAUAUCCAGUCAUGGAAAGUCCAGUAAAAGUAGUCAUUCAAAACAUAAGUCAAGAAAACGUCAAGGAGUGAAACGUCAUAAAGAUGAUUGUCUUUGUGCAAUAUGUAUCAUGAUGAGGCGUAGGCUGGAGCGUGAGCAGAUUAUGAACCCUGGAAAUGAUCAGAUGGAAACAGAUGAUGGAUUGGUCCAAGUCAAAGUUGAGGGAGCUUCAAUGGUGGGAAGUUUUAAUGGAGAUGACACGUCAUCAAGUACAGACAAUUCACAAAAUCAAGAUGCAGAUGGUGACAUGGAAGAUAAAGGAGAGGAAGUGAAAAUGGAAAACACUAUGCAGAGUAGUAAACAAGAAGAAAAAGAGAAAGAGAAAGAGAUGAUGAUGAUGACAUCACAAAAAAAUUACGAAAAUGCCAUUGCUGAACAAACAGAGAAAUUUGAAGAUGUACAAAUGGCGGAAGCAGGUGAUGCGGUUAAGGAUGAUGAUGAUAAUACUGAAGAGAAAUUGAUGCAUCAUGAGGAUGACACGUCACCAGUUGAAAAUCAGAAGCCUAAGGAUUUGGGAAACGCAAGUGAGAAGGCGAAAUUGUAUGAAACCCUGCAGCAACGAUAUGAAAACCCAAUGGUUUUGGAAUUAUGCAAUUCUUUGUUUCCUGAAAAUCCGAAGUCUUUAUGGGCCAAAGCCCAUUCAUUGCUUCACCAUCAUAAAUCGCCUCACAAUCAUACCUCUUCAAUUGCGGCUGCAAUUGCAACAUUCAUGAAGUAGAGUUGCUAAAACUAUAGUAUUUGUUAACAACUUAUAUGCCAG
This is a messenger RNA of Lactuca virosa, 1596 nucleotides long. NCBI's taxonomy places the organism in Eukaryota, Viridiplantae, Streptophyta, Magnoliopsida, Asterales, Asteraceae. The record is from the annotation of a GenBank genome assembly.